UGCAGGAGCUUGAAGAAAUCCGCAAAUGUGGAAUGAAAAACUUCCGUAAUAUCCAGGUUGAUGAAGCUAAUUUAUUGACCUGGCAAGGGCUUAUUGUUCCUGACAAUCCUCCAUAUGACAAAGGAGCCUUCAGAAUCGAAAUCAACUUUCCAGCAGAAUAUCCAUUCAAACCUCCGAAGAUUACAUUUAAAACAAAGAUCUAUCACCCUAAUAUUGAUGAAAAGGGGCAGGUCUGUCUGCCAGUAAUUAGUGCUGAAAACUGGAAGCCAGCAACCAAAACUGACCAAGUAAUCCAGUCCCUCAUAGCACUGGUGAAUGAUCCCCAGCCCGAACACCCCCUUCGGGCUGACCUAGCUGAAGAAUACUCUAAGGACCGUAAAAAAUUCUGUAAGAAUGCUGAAGAGUUUACAAAGAAAUAUGGUGAAAAGCGACCAGUGGACUAAAAUCUGACACAGUUGAUGUCAGCAACGUAUGAUAGAAGAUCGGAGCAGUGCAUUUGAGACACCCCGUAAAGCAGGACUCUAUGGAAAAUUGACAAGUGCCACCUCUCGGUGUUAACUUGUGGCUGUUACUAACUUUCUACAGUUUUCUUAAUCAAAAGUGGGCUAGGUAACCUGUAAAGAAAGGAUUAAAAAUUUAAGAUGUUCUAGUUCUGCUUUCUUUGUUUAAAAAUCACUGCUUCAAUAUACUUUAAAGUAUGCUGUUUUCUUUUUCUUGUCAGAAUUUAUCAAAAAUAUCUUAGACUUAUAUUCUGCCCUUAAAUUGAGAAGGUUAUGGCUGUCAUUUCUUAUUUCUCCUUUGCAGUUCCCACUAUCUUGAGUUCAUUUAAUUCUUCAUUGAAUUUUUUCCCCUCCCCAAACUGAUGUCUUAGAGAAAUUAUCCCAGUUCUGGCAGAAAAUGAUUGAGUGUUUGGCAGUUUUGUUUACUUUUCUCUUUUAAUGUUGCACUGUGCUUUGUGGGACUUGCAUUGCAAGCUCCCCUUAACUUCAGUUUGUAACAUAAUAAACAAAAACAGAUGAACCCCACAAAAAACAAUCAGAAAUAAUGUCCAGGUCUUAUGUAAAUCUGGCUGAUGUUACCACAAUAAUGUUUAUUAAACGGGGAAACCCAAGAUUUUGUGUGCGUGAUUGAAUUAAAAUACGGCUUAUGUCCUGCUUUUGGAAAACCUUGGGGAAAAAAAUCCAUAGCAAGUGAUAGUGGAAUGUGAUUGUGAACUUCCUUCACUCCUGUUUUUCGUACAUGUGCAGAGUAGCUAGGAAAAAUUGCACAGAACAUCAUUGCAACCAAGUUAUAAGAGUUUCAGAAAAUGGGGACCAAGAGGUGUCAAAGUAAUAAACUGGUCUUGGAGUU
Molecule: messenger RNA, 1350 nt
Organism: Tinamus guttatus (white-throated tinamou)
Lineage: Eukaryota; Metazoa; Chordata; Aves; Tinamiformes; Tinamidae
Source: RefSeq, a predicted model, not a curated record